AUGCAGAACCAUAGGACUUGGAGCUGGGCUUUCCUGGGUCUGUUUAUGAUCAGUCUUCAUCUUCCAGCUUUCUCUGCCAGGAGCAUCAGAUGGACCGAGGAAACAAACCUGCAGGAUUUGGGAUCGGACCCCCUGUUUUCUGGAUACCCCUCCUUGGUAGACCCCUUGGGAUCCUCCAUUCCUGACCAUCCUUGGCUCAGACCACAUCCUCUGUCUGAUAGCUCAGAGACUAUUGUUCCUUUGGGCCCCGAUGACUCUCUAUUUGACCACUCUUGGCAGUAUGGAAAUUCUGGGCUCCAAGGAUCUCUCCUGCAUAAGGGCGCAUCAGUCCAGGGCUCCCUGCCCUCUGAUGAUACUUGGCAAAUGAUGGCUCACACAUAUGAUGAUUCUUUGCCUGACAGUCCUUCCCACCCUAUUGGUGCAAUACCCUCUGUGGCUAGUGGGUCCCAGACAGUAGUUACUCCUCCAGGCUCAAUCAAUUCGUCCCCUGAUACCCCAUCCCUCCUCAAAGACACUGAGUCUAAGCGGCCUCCCCGUUCUGAUCCUCCAGGGCCACAGGCAGAAAUCCCUACCCAGCGCUCUUCCUGGUCCCUCAACAACCGAAUUCGUCAGAGGCCUUUGCCUGGUCACCCAUGGGGGACUCAGGACAUUAAUCCUGGGGUGUCUUGGGGGAGUCAGGGUCUUGGGACUAGAAGGCCAGCUAGACUUCCUGUGGGAAGCUGGGGAAUUAGCAAUCAAUACCCAGGUACCAGCUGGGGGAACCAACAUCAGUAUCCAGGCACUAGCUGGGGGGGUAAUAAUAAAUAUCCAGGUACCAACUGGGGGAUUAAUACUAGAUACCCAGGUACUAGUUGGGGGGUUAAUAAUUGGUACCCAAGUAUCAACUGGGGAGGCAACAAUGGAUAUCCAGGGAACAGCUGGGGGAGAUAUCCAGGUACCAACAAUCAAUUUCCAGGGAACGUGUGGGGAAUUAAUAACCAAUACCCUGGAGCCCCCCGCCUUCCCAGCUCUUCCUGGAAUGUCCCUCCUAGAUACCAAAAUCACCCCUGA
This is a messenger RNA of Trichosurus vulpecula (common brushtail), 1050 nucleotides long. RefSeq names its product chromosome 7 C6orf15 homolog (gene C7H6orf15). The record is from RefSeq and is a predicted model, not a curated record. Gene Ontology annotation, biological process: extracellular matrix organization. NCBI's taxonomy places the organism in Eukaryota, Metazoa, Chordata, Mammalia, Diprotodontia, Phalangeridae. The transcript has 2 exons. Bases 1 to 1050 code for a protein of 349 amino acids. Gene Ontology annotation, cellular component: extracellular matrix.